Messenger RNA from Frankliniella occidentalis (western flower thrips), 3818 nucleotides. RefSeq names its product nuclear hormone receptor E75. Gene Ontology annotation, molecular function: nuclear receptor activity; zinc ion binding; RNA polymerase II cis-regulatory region sequence-specific DNA binding. NCBI's taxonomy places the organism in Eukaryota, Metazoa, Arthropoda, Insecta, Thysanoptera, Thripidae. The transcript has 3 exons. The record is from RefSeq and is a predicted model, not a curated record. Gene Ontology annotation, biological process: cell differentiation; positive regulation of transcription by RNA polymerase II; negative regulation of transcription by RNA polymerase II. The coding region runs from base 131 to 2836 and encodes 901 amino acids.
UCAGUCUGCCUCUGACAGUCGUAGUGUGCGCACGCGGACCCUGUGCCGGUGCUCUCCGUGACCAAGUGACGAGUGACGACAGUGUGUGUGACAAGUGUGUGUGACAGUGUGUGUUAUGGUGUAGUGCGCCAUGGCGGUCCUUACGUGUUCCGAGUCGCUGCUGCACCAGCACCUCAAGGCGCCCCCGCAGCAGCCGCAGGGGCCGUCGGUCGGCGAGCUGCAGCUCCGUCAGCUGCAGCUCUGGCUCAACGAGAUGGUCGUGGCUAAUAAGGUGCCCGUCGUGGACCUGGUGGACACACCCGAACAAGAGACGGCGGCGGCCUCGGGCCCCGCGCCCGAACAGGCAGGGCCCUCGUCCGCGCCGCCCGCGGCCUCCGCGAGCAGGCCGACGACGCCCCCCAGCAGACCGCCGUCCCGCUGCACCUGCAGCCCCACUCCUGCGCCCGCCCCCGCCGACCACCCUACUGACUCUGGCCCGUGUUCUUGUGCCUCCGAACAGGGCUUCUUCCGCCGCUCCAUUCAACAGAAGAUCCAGUACCGGCCGUGCACCAAGAACCAACAGUGCUCCAUACUCAGGAUCAACCGCAACCGGUGCCAGUACUGCCGGCUCAAGAAGUGCAUCGCCGUCGGCAUGAGCAGAGAUGCCGUGAGAUUCGGGCGCGUCCCCAAGCGGGAGAAGGCGCGCAUCCUGGCCGCCAUGCAGCAGAGCUCCAACUCGCGCUCCGCCGAGAAGGCCGUCGCCGCCGAGCUGGAGGACGAGUCGGCCCUCUUCAGCACGGUGGUGCGCGCGCACCUCGACACGUGCGACUUCACCCGCGACAAGGUGGAGCCCAUGCUGGUGCGCGCCCGGGAGCAGCCCUCGUACACCGCCUGCCCGCCCACCCUGACGUGCCCGCUGAACCCCAACCCUGUGCCGCUGUCCGGCCAGCAGGAGCUGCUCCAGGACUUCAGCAAGCGGUUCUCGCCCGCCAUCCGCGGCGUGGUCGAGUUCGCCAAGAAGCUCCCCGGCUUCCUCCACCUGGCGCAGGACGACCAGGUCACGCUGCUCAAGGCGGGCGUGUUCGAGGUGCUGCUCGUGCGGCUGGCCUGCCUCUUCGACAGCCACACCAACUCCAUGGUCUGCCUCAACGGCCAGGUGCUCAAGCGGGAGAGCGUGCACAACUCCAGCAACGCGCGCUUCCUCAUGGACUCCAUGUUCGACUUCGCCGACCGGCUCAACGCUCUCCGGCUGUCGGACGCGGAGAUCGCCCUCUUCUGCUCCAUCGUGGUCGUGGCCCCGGACAGGCCCGGGCUGCGCAACACGGAGCUCGUCGAGAGGAUGCACUUGAAGCUCAAGCAGGCCCUGCAGGUGGUCGUCAGUCAAAACCACCCGGGCCAGAUGUCCAUCGUGCACGACCUGAUGAAGAAGGUGCCCGACCUUCGCACGCUCAACACCCUGCACUCGGAGAAGCUGCUCGCCUUCAAGAUGACCGAGCAGCAGCAGCAGCUCAACAGCCACAGCCAGCACAACGGCAGCAUGUGGGGCAUGAUGUGCGGCGAGGCUGACGACUCCAGCAAGUCCCCCGCCGGAUCGUCAUCCUGGUCCUCCGCCUCCGACGUCACCAUGGAUGAGGUCGUGAAGAGCCCCCUUGGGUCCGUCUCCAGCUCAGAGUCAGUCUGCUCUGGGGAGGUGGCGUCCCUCACGGACAGCCCCUACCCCGCUAGUCACCACGGCAGCCACCAUAGCCACCACAGCCACCACCACAGCAGUCACGCCUCGUCAGCGCCCCUGCUGGCCGCCACCCUCGCCGGCACCCUGGGCGCCUCCGGCUGCCCCAUGCGCCACCGCGCCAACUCCGGCUCCACCUCUGGGGACGACGACCCCCAGCACCACGCCAUGUCGCUGUCCGCGGCGCUCGCGUCCGGCCGGCCGCUGGUGCAGCCCCAUCACCGGUUCCCCCGGAAGUUGGACUCGCCCAGCGACUCGGGCAUCGAGUCUGGAACUGAGAAGCUAGACAAACUGGGCGCGCACUCCGCACCCACGUCUGUCUGCUCGUCGCCCAGGUCGUCGCUCGAGGACAAGGACGAGCACUCCCACCCCAGCCACGUUGAGGACAUGCCCGUCCUCAAGAGGGUGCUGCAGGCGCCGCCGCUGUGCGAUACCAACUCGCUCAUGGACGAGGCCUACAAGCCCCACAAGAAGUUCCGCGCGCUGCGGCACAAGGACUCGGCCGAGGCCGAGCCCAUGGUGGUGGCCUCGCCGUCGCCCGCGCCGGUUCACGUGGCGGCCCCCGCGCCGCCCAGCCACACCUCCUCCCUGUCCAGCACGCACUCGACGCUGGCCAGGAGCCUCAUGGAGGGGCCCCGCAUGACCGCGGAGCAGCUCAAGCGGACCGACAUCAUCCACAACUACAUCAUGGCGGGCCACGGCGACUACCCCCACCACUACAUUCCCCCGGCGACACAGCGGUGGCAGCCCUCCGCGUCGGCCACCUCCGGCGUCAUCACCUCGGCGGCCUCGGCCUCGGCCUCCACGUCGCCCUACCCCUACUCGACGCUCGCCCCCAACUCGACGAGCAGUCCGUCACCACCACCCUCCCAGCCCGGCUCCGAGCUGUCCAGGAUAUACCUGAGCAGGAGUCCCGCCUGCUCGCCGUCGUCCACCGGGCACGGCGCGCACGCCUCGCACCUCACCGCCGCCCUCGCCGGGCACUCCCCCAAGCUGGUCGAGCUGCAGGUCGGCAUCGCGGCAAACUCGCAGCCCCUCAACCUGUCCAAGAAGUCCCCCUCCCCCUCGCCGAGGCCGCUGUCAGCGCCGCAGCCCGCGCCCCAUAAAGUGGUGUCGUUAGAAGCCUAGACUCUUACUUUACCUUCAGGCGGGGCGGGGCGGCCUGAACGACUGCUAAGUGUGAAUAGUACAAAGCCAACCACAGUGGUACAAACAGUCCAUUCGCUCGGCGAGUGGAGGCGGCGCCUCGACCGGACCUUAGUGACGGGGCGCUGAUAUCACUGAUCACUCUUCGAAGGUGCCACUUUAAAACUGUAUUAAGAACCAAAUAAUUUAUUACUUCUUAAUUCUAUUGUGUGUUGUAAGUCUAUGUAUAGUGUUGCUGUGUUGUGAGCCGGAUUCUCGUCUGGUCUCGUAUAGCAUCAAUCCUAAAUAAUAUUCAUUAUAUGUGAUAUAUUUCAUUGUAGGAAGUGCAUUUUUUUUUAUUUGUGUAAAGUUUGUUGAGUCUAUUGUACAUCUUUUUUUUCGAAUUUGUAAAGAGAAUUCAUUUAAUGUUAAUUUUUCUUCUCCUUCUGUACAUGCAUAUAAGAAAGGUGUUAGAUUAAAACGAAAACCAACCUCAACGAAUGUCUGAGGAAAAUUGAGACUGAGGGAAGUCAACGGCACCCGGAAGUGAAAACAAAUGUCGUGGAUGCUGUAUCGUAUGUACUUGUAGUGUGUUAGGCGUCUGUAUCAAUGUCUAGUUCUUAGUCAAUCACCCCAAUCACUGCUCCAAUUAUUUAAUUUAUCUAUUCAAUUAUCUAAACUCCGAUGGCCGUGACUUCCUACGUAUCUUGAGCCACACUUGGGCAUGGCUCUUGUGUGGUUCUGUAAUUUGUUGUUGUUUUAUAUAAAAAAUACCUGCAAUAUUAGAUGCAAUGCAUAUUUAGUACGUUUGACACGGUCGGCGAUCCCAUCAUUAGUAGAGAGGCUAAAUAAUUUUGUUUCAUCUUUUCUAAGAAAAGUUACUGACAUACGAAAUUUACCCUCCCUUUCUUACCUUACCAUCGUAGUCUUAACCAUUUUUGUCAGGCAUUGUAAUGGAAUAAGCAAAUUUUUUUGUCGCAUUUAU